This is a messenger RNA of Tetrahymena thermophila SB210, 1632 nucleotides long. Its product is annotated as ser/thr phosphatase family protein. The record is from RefSeq and is a predicted model, not a curated record. Gene Ontology annotation, molecular function: hydrolase activity. Lineage: Eukaryota; Ciliophora; Oligohymenophorea; Hymenostomatida; Tetrahymenidae. The transcript has 9 exons.
AUGAAUUUCAAAAUUAAUUACAAGCUAUUAUUUGUUUGCAUGUCUGUUUUAAUAUUAAUCUAAGGAAGAUUAUUAGAAUAAAAUAAAUGUGAACCUUAAGGUGUGAAGCUAAGUUUAGGAGAUAAUUAUGGCAAAUAAUAAUUCUAUAAAAACUACAAAUAAAUAUAAUCUAAUCCUCAUGAUUAUACUAUAACAUAUUUUACAGAACUUAACUGCACUCUAAAUUACAUUAUUGUUUAUGGAUCAAAAGGAUACGAAUUAAAAAUUACUCCAAAUAUUACAAUAUAUAGACAAGAAGUAGAUUAAAGCGGAGACCCAAAAACUCUUACAAGAAAUUAAACAUUUUUAAUAUAUGUCUAUGAAUAUCAACUUAAUCUUGAACCAAGCAAAUUUUAGACAGAUUCAUUGAUUUCUUAUUCUUGUUUUUACUCAGAUAAAACCAGUACAAAAUACGAAGAGAAAGGACAAUUUCAAUUCUUUCACCAUGACCGAUCCAAGAUGAGUGAUAAAGAGUUUAAAUUGGUUUGGAUGGCUGAUUUUGAUGUUAAUGAAAGUUUAGUACCUAAAUAUAAUAAAAGAAGGUUUGGCUAUGAUAAUUUGAAAAUCAUUUCAAAAUUUAUAAAUAGUGGAAGGGAUAAAUUUGUUUCUAUUAUAGGUGGUGGAGAUUAUGCAUAUGAUAUGAAUGACGACAGUGGAUAAAGAGGAGCUAAUUUUUUAAAAGAAACAGAAUUCUUAUUUUCUUCUAUUCCUUUCACAUCUGUUGCUGGAAAUCAUGAAUUGUGGUAUAACAUGUCCUACUAUAAAUCUCUUUUUAGAAAUCCAGGUUAUCAAUAUACUUAAAGUGAUUACUACUCUUUAAGUUUUGGAAAUUUGAUUAUGAUUGGAUUGAACACUAAUCGCUUUGCUGUGGACUAAAAAAAAAAUUUUAUCGGAUUGGAGUAGCCAUAUUUUAACUAAAUGCUUGAAUGGUUGAAUAAUACUUUGAGUUGGGCUAAUUAAAAUUAUAGAUGGAUAGUAGUUUAUUCUCAUCAAAACAUUCACUGCUUUGAAGAUCUUCCAAAAAGUAGCUGUUAUGGUCGCCAAGAUAUUGUUGCACCUCUAGAAAAAUUAUUAGUUCAAUACAAAGUUGACAUUUAUCUAUGUGGACAUAUUCAUGCUUAUGAAAGAGUACAUCCUUUGUAUUAAGGAAAAAAAUAAUUUGAAGAAAACGAUUAAUGUAAGGGUAAAAAUUGCUAAUUAUACAAUUCUCCUAAAGCCCCAGUUUAUGUUAUUGAUGGUACUUCUGGUACAAACCAUUAAUUCCCCUAAGACUCUGGAUACAAAGGCUCUGAAGAAUUUACUGUGACUUCUGAUGCAAGCUUAGGGUUUAGCACAAUUACAGUAAAAAAUAAUACUCAUCUUCUUUUUGAGCACUAUUCUUCUGAUUCUAUGAAAGUAUUUGAUUCUUUUUAUAUCCAUAAACCUGACAAUGAAAACGAUGAUACUACCAAUAAUAAUCAAUUAAACGAGUAUAUUAUCUUGUCUAUAGCUAUUAUUGUGCUUUUGAUAAUCUUGUUAUUGAUUUAUUUAAGAAGAAGAUAAAGAUUAAAGUAAGAGUUAAAAUAUAGUGAUUAAAUUGCUCUCGUGUAAUGA